AUGGCACACUUAGGGAUUUGCUUUACGGUUGAGAAGGAAGAAUACAACGAGACGUUUGAAUGGCUCUAUGCAGCGGAGGGCGCAGCAAAAGCCACACGAAACGGACGAAUAGUGCUCAUAGUGGGUGAAGGCAAACUUCCCUCUUGGGCUGUCAACAAAGUUACCCAUUUUGUCGCACCCCGAGUGAUCAAACGGAUCGCCAAAGCCUGUCACGGUUAUGAGGCAUGGAAACGGUCUCAUCGACCUGAAUUUAAACCAUGGCUGUUCCCAGAACAAUGUGAAUUACCGCGUCUCAACUGGUCCGAUGUUCCCGCGGCCCCAGAUAUUGAUCUCACUCCGGAAGUGGUGGUAGACGAGAGUCAAGUAGCCGAUGUGAACGGAAACAGUAUGGACAAAGAUGACGACUGA
This is a messenger RNA of Echinostoma caproni, 408 nucleotides long. NCBI's taxonomy places the organism in Eukaryota, Metazoa, Platyhelminthes, Trematoda, Plagiorchiida, Echinostomatidae. The record is from the annotation of a GenBank genome assembly.